AUGGCAGCCGAUCCGACGAGGCUUUCCUACUUCUCUUUGCCAGGCGAGGUACGGAACAAGAUCAUGGACCAUGUCCUGGUCCACGGAGACAUCUAUCCUCGCAAGCCCAUCUUGGGAACUACAGCCAGCAUCGAAUCUCCGCCUGGAAUCCAGCUGAUCGCAACCUGCAGACAGGCCUAUCUCGAAGGCCACGCGUUGUUCUAUUCCUCCAAUACAUUCCACCUACCGCCAAGCAUGACAUUUGAGUGGUCUAAUAGACUUCAAGCCAAGCACAAAGCCAUGAUCAAGCGUAUCGGUAUCACGCUUGGCCUCGUCCAGUUGACACCAGCAAUGUUGAGCCAGAUUGAGUUCAGAAACUGUAUCAGCCAAGAGGACGCGAUUCGCGGGCCCUUCGCGGUAUCAGACUUUCUGCUCGACACCUGGAAUUCAAAACUGCGGCAUGUGGCGGCUUGGACUUCCUUGAACGAAAUCGAGGUGGAUUCGUUUGGUCGCACGUACGUUCUUCGGCAUCACGAAAUGGUUGCCAACUUGGGACAAACCCGUGUCGAUAGUUGGGGCAAGCUUGACAUGUGGUCUCUGGGCCCUUACUGGCUCGAUACACUCCGGCGAUCGCGCUUUGCCGCGCUCGGCAACAUCUACGCCAAGGUCAAAGCUGUGGGUUGGAAGAGAACGAAGGAAUGGCUUUGUGAGGAAGGCAGGGAAGAUAUCUAA
Molecule: messenger RNA, 711 nt
Organism: Letharia columbiana
Lineage: Eukaryota; Fungi; Ascomycota; Lecanoromycetes; Lecanorales; Parmeliaceae
Exons: 1
Coding region: 1-711 (236 amino acids)
Source: RefSeq, a predicted model, not a curated record